Molecule: messenger RNA, 246 nt
Organism: Geodia barretti
Lineage: Eukaryota; Metazoa; Porifera; Demospongiae; Tetractinellida; Geodiidae
Source: the annotation of a GenBank genome assembly
AUGGAACUGACUGUUCGAUUGUUCGCGCUUUACCGGGAACGAGCCGGCACCAAGGUGUUCUCGCUGGAACUGCCUGGCGGCGCCACCGUUUCCGACCUGACGGAUGCGGUGCGCCUGCGGUACCCGCGUCUGGCUCCGCCGGACGUCAAGAUCGUGGUGGCGGUGAACUCGGAUUACGCCGAGCCCGAGGACUUGCUGAAACCCGGAGACGACGUCUGCCUGAUACCGCCGGUGAGCGGCGGCUAA